Pogonomyrmex barbatus (red harvester ant) is the source of this 925-nucleotide messenger RNA. Its product is annotated as chymotrypsin-1-like. Gene Ontology annotation, biological process: proteolysis. NCBI's taxonomy places the organism in Eukaryota, Metazoa, Arthropoda, Insecta, Hymenoptera, Formicidae. The record is from RefSeq and is a predicted model, not a curated record. Gene Ontology annotation, molecular function: serine-type endopeptidase activity.
UUGAUAUGUAUAUAAAUUAUGUCUCAAACGCAUUUGCCAUUAUUGUGUUUUUCAAAGUUGUCAGGCACGGUGUGAAAAUAAACAGCUAAGCAAUGAAACAAUUGGCGUGUAUUCUGAUCGCAUUAGCGAUUGUAGGUGUCUACGGAGAGGAUCCAGAGAAAUUAGUAGGUGGGACAUCCACCAAAAUAGAGGAUCAUCCGCAUUGUGUUUCCAUACAAAUAAAAGGCCAACACUUUUGCGGUGGUAGCCUAAUCAGUAAAAAACAUGUCCUAACUGCCGCGCAUUGCAUAGAAAGUCUGAACUCUAAUCCCUUUUUAAAACUAUUUUUGACCGUUGUUACUGGUACAACCUACUACAAUUCAGGUGGAGAACAUCAUAAAGUGAUAAAAUAUAAGUAUCAUCCUAAAUAUACCAAGGAUGUAACAAUCAAGGGUGGUUAUGACAUUGGUAUGCUUGAGUUGGCUGAAGAAAUCCAGAUCAACGAAAAGCAAAGGCCAGUUAAGUUGCCAACAAAGGAUUUGUCGAAGGGUGACGAAGUUGAAAUAGUAGCUUGGGGAUCUCAAGGUUACAGAAAAAACGUACAUAAGGAUUUGCGGAAAGUGGGCGCUCGUGUCAUACUUUCGGACGAGUGUCAAACUUAUCAGGGAGAUACUACGACUAUUACCUCGAACGAAUUCUGCACCCUCGUCGAAAAAGGAAUUGGAGCUUGCAAUGGUGACAGUGGUAGCGGAGUGAUUCGAAUCAGCGAUGGAUGUAUCGUUGGUGUGGUAUCUCGUGGAGUACCGUGUGCCGAAGGUUAUCCAGAUGUAUUCACUACUGUCCUUUCUUAUCUCCCUUGGAUUGAAGAAAACAUGUCGGCCUAAUAUUAUCCUUCUUCAUGUAUUGUAUAUUAUUAAUAUUUAAUAAAAGUCAUUGAGAAAAUAUA